Nicotiana tabacum (common tobacco) is the source of this 565-nucleotide messenger RNA. RefSeq lists its product as uncharacterized. Gene Ontology annotation, biological process: photosynthesis. Gene Ontology annotation, cellular component: membrane; photosystem II. The record is from RefSeq and is a predicted model, not a curated record. Lineage: Eukaryota; Viridiplantae; Streptophyta; Magnoliopsida; Solanales; Solanaceae.
UCUCCUCUCAAAAUCACAUCAUUUUACCAAUACCACACUCUUAAAUUUUAGGAGGAGGAAAGAAAAAAGUUGAGAGCAAAAAAUAAUGGCUUCAACUUCACUAGUUUCAAUGGCAAUGCCACUAACUUACACAAACCAAAAGAAGCAACCAAUUAUUGAAGCUUUUUUAAAGCCAUUGCCAAUAAGGCCAUCAAAACAAAUUGCAACAAAUUCAAAACCAAUUGUUGCUAAGUUUGUAGUGAAAGCUUCACUUAAGGAAAAGGUAGUGACAGGGUUGACUGCAGGUGUACUUACAGCAUCAAUGGUUGUACCUGAUGUAGCACAAGCUGCUGAUGGAGUUUCACCUUCACUCAAGAAUUUCUUGCUUAGUAUUGUGGCAGGUGGGGCUGUGCUUACUGCAAUUAUUGGUGCUAUUAUUGGUGUUUCCAACUUUGAUCCUGUUAAGAGGAGUUAAAGUUGUUUAAUUUGUGUCUCUUUAAUUGUGUCCAUAUGAUGUUAAAUUAAUUUCCAGUAAUUUGUGUAUGUUUAAAUGACAAUUAAUUAAUCUAUUGUUUUUUUCGAAUUA